GCAACGAGUUUUAUUGUGAAAGCAAAUGGAAAACUUCAACCGUAUUGGAUGUCAAUGCUUCGAGUGUGGCUUGAAUCUUUGCAAAAGGCCUUCGAGAAAGAUGUAGCAAAUGGUUCUCUAGAUCCACUAACAGGGCAAGCAAUAAAAGGAAAGCCCAAACCAGCUCCAGAAUCGCUGAUCGCACGACGCCUGAUCUGCUCCUAUGGACGCACGUACAAUUGCACUGGCAGAGUCGGCCACGUAAAAAUGGUCGAAAAUGGCAUAAUUAGACCGGAAAGCUUCUACAAUUACUUGACUGCGUGGUACAAUGUGGACAACAUGAUGUACUACGUAUCACAGGCUUCGUUCCAGCCUACACCACCGUUUUGGCAAAUGGGACCGCAAGAGAAGGUCGUACCGCCAGCUCGUCCAUUACUCUACUGUCAGAUACCAUUCUACCAGACGAAUCUUACCGAUACACCUGUCACAGUAAACAUGAUUGAGGAAGUCCGUGCUGUUUGUGAUCUUUACACGAGCAAAGGUCUUCCAAACUUCCCCAACGGUCUCGCUUUCACGUUUUGGGAACAAUAUCUCUUCUUGAGAUGGAAUCUCUUCUGUGCUAUCUGUAUUAUCGCAUUUGCCGUAUUCGCAGUAAUCUCGUUGCUGAUGUUCAAUCCAUGGGCAGCUGCUAUGGUAAUGUGA
Haemonchus placei is the source of this 681-nucleotide messenger RNA. The record is from the annotation of a GenBank genome assembly. NCBI's taxonomy places the organism in Eukaryota, Metazoa, Nematoda, Chromadorea, Rhabditida, Trichostrongylidae.